AUGCAGUUCAAGCAAACCGGAAAACGCAAAAGCCGUUCAAACAGUCAAGAACAAGUUCUACAAUGGACACUUCUUGAGCGUCGUGGAACCGGGUUAGAAGAAGCAAGUGCCCCGGAUGACUUUGAAUCGCACCAAGCGAAGAGACGAUCAAGCGCUCGAGACAAUCUGGACGAAGAGCAAAAGGGCAGUGACGAAGAUAACGAGGAUGCUACACCUCAAGUCUUUUGGCGAGCGAGUGCCAAUGCAGUCGAAGGUACUGACUUGUCUGAGCCGACAGCGUUUGAAGAUGCUGUUGGUGGACCGGAUCAAGUGCAUUGGUGUGAAGCAAUCUGUGCUGUGUUGGACUCGAUGAAACUUCGUGGCGUGUUUCGAGCGACCAAACUGCCGUCUGGAAAGCAUACCAUUGGCACCAAGUGGGUAUUCAAGAUCAAACGGAAAGCUGAUGGAUCCAUCGAGAAAUACAAGGCGCGCCUCGUGGCAAAAGGGUUCAAGCAGAAAUAUGGCAUCGACUACACGGAGACGUUUUCGCCGGUAGUCAAGUACGUGACGCUGCACAUGGUGGUUGCAAUCACAAAGUACUUUGGCUGGACACUGGACCAACUGGACGUGGUGACAGCUUUCCUUUACGGAGAAAUGAAGGAAAAUGUAUUCUGCGCGAUCCCAGAAGGAUUCGAAGUUGAUGAAGACUUUGACUGCUUUGAACUGGUCAAGGCGACCUACGUGUUGAAAAGACAGCGGCUGUGA
This is a messenger RNA of Peronospora matthiolae, 744 nucleotides long. The record is from the annotation of a GenBank genome assembly. NCBI's taxonomy places the organism in Eukaryota, Oomycota, Peronosporomycetes, Peronosporales, Peronosporaceae.